Molecule: messenger RNA, 3463 nt
Organism: Gekko japonicus
Lineage: Eukaryota; Metazoa; Chordata; Lepidosauria; Squamata; Gekkonidae
Gene: PMS2
Product: PMS1 homolog 2, mismatch repair system component
Exons: 15
Coding region: 20-2602 (860 amino acids)
Biological process (GO): mismatch repair
Cellular component (GO): MutLalpha complex
Molecular function (GO): ATP-dependent DNA damage sensor activity; mismatched DNA binding; ATP binding
Source: RefSeq, a predicted model, not a curated record
UCUGUCAGUGGAGGUCUUCAUGGAGGCGGGAGAGAUCUCUGGUGUGCAGUCUGCUAAAGCGAUCAAGCCCAUAGACCGUAAAUCGGUUCACCAGAUCUGCUCUGGGCAGGUGGUGCUGAGUUUGUCUACUGCAGUGAAAGAGCUGGUGGAAAACAGCAUAGAUGCUGGUGCUACCAGUGUUGAAGUGAAGCUUAAAGAAUAUGGGACAGAGCUUAUUGAAGUGUCUGAUAAUGGCUGUGGCGUAGAAGAAGAAAACUUUGCAGGCUUGACUCUAAAGCAUUAUACUUCCAAGAUACAAGACUUCUCUGAUCUUAUACAUGUUGAAACGUUUGGCUUUCGAGGUGAAGCACUCAGCUCUCUGUGUGCAUUAAGUGAUGUUUCUAUUUUGACUUGCCACACGUCUGCAAAAGUUGGAACACGUCUCGUGUUUGAUCACAAUGGGAAAAUCACUUCAAGAACCCCUUACCCUCGACAGCAGGGAACGACUGUCACUGUGCAGCAGUUGUUUUAUAACCUGCCAGUACGGCAUAAGGAAUUUCAGCGCAACAUAAAAAAGGAGUAUGCAAAAAUGGUUCAGGUGUUGCAAGCGUACUGUAUCAUUUCAACCGGUGUUCGAAUUAAGUGUACCAAUCAGGUUGGCCAAGGCAAGAAGCAGCUUGUGGUGGGCACCAGUGGGAGCCCUUCCUUAAAGGAAAACAUUGGGUCAAUAUUUGGACAAAAACAGCUGCAAAGCUUGAUUCCUUUUGUUCAGCUGCCCCCUAGUGAAGCUAUCUGUGAAGAGUACGGCUUGAAUUCUGCUGACAUGCCAACCGAUCUUUAUAUUAUCACAGGCUUUGUUUCCCGCUGUGAUCAUGGCGUUGGGAGGAGUACGACAGACAGACAAUUCUUCUUUAUUAACCAGAGGCCUUGCGACCCAACAAAAGUUUCCAAAGUUGUGAAUGAAGUGUACCACAUGUAUAAUAGACACCAGUAUCCCUUUAUUGUUCUCAACAUAUGUGCAGAUUCUGGAAGCGUUGACAUCAAUGUGACACCUGACAAAAGGCAGAUAAUGCUGCAGGAAGAGAAAUUUCUGUUGGCCGUUCUGAAAACCUCUUUGAUGGGAAUGUUUGGUAGUGAUGUUAACAAGCUUGUCAUCAGUUGGAAGCUACCAGAUGCCGAAGGAAUCUUUAAGCCAGGGCUUCAAGAUGAGACAGAAAUGCCUUGCUUGGAAAUGCGCAGUUCCUUGUCUCCAAAUCCAAAAAGUGCAAUGACUGUAGCCAAGCUUAGAGAGUCUUUCUCUCUCCGUCAAGAGACAGAGACCAGAGUUCAAAGUUUUGAAAAUACCAAGCAGCAGUGCAGUUCCCCUGGGCAGAGACAACUACUGAAGUUUUUUAGCGUUUCAGGAUCUCCAAAUAAGGAGACUGGUUCUGGGAAGAAAUCUACACGUGAAACUGAUAUGGAGUCAAGCAAGCCCCUGCUUCCUCAUGGAAAUACCAAGAAAUUUGCAGGAGAGACGGACUCUGGAUGCGGCAGCAUCUCUGUGGAAUCCGACAUGGGUCUGAGCACGCCAGAGCUCGGUAGUUGUUUCAGUAGUGAAAGUGCAGUCAGUUCCCCUGAUGAACAACCCCAUGUUUCCAAAGAAGAAAUUCAAAGGGAAGCUCUUGAAAUGAAUGGACAAACACAGAGGUCAGAGUGUGAUUUGAACCCAAGCAAAAAGCAUGCGUUAGCCCUGGAGGUCACCUGUUCUUCCCCAGAUGUGAAGCGUCGGAAGAUCACUCCGCCUCUGUCACAGGCAGGAAGCUCACCAGAGAGGAAUGAUGCUCAGAACUGUGCCGGUUUAUCACAGUAUGACGUACCUUUGGAAGUUGAAAAGAAAAUCACAACGCUGGAGUUUUCUAUGAGUUCGUUGACGGACAGGGUGAAGAAACUAAUCCAGCGACAACAGGAGAAGGCAGAAGUGCUGAAUUACAGAAAAUUCAGAGCAAAAAUUAGCCCUGGGGAAAAUAAAUCAGCAGAGGAUGAAUUAAGAAAAGAAAUAAGUAAAGAGAUGUUUGCCAAAAUGGACAUCGUCGGUCAAUUCAAUUUAGGAUUUAUAAUAGUCAGAUUGAACUCUGACCUGUUCAUCGUUGACCAGCAUGCUUCAGACGAAAAGUACAACUUUGAGAUGUUGCAGCAGCAUACCAUACUACAAGGACAGAAACUGAUUGCACCUCAGAACCUUAAUUUAACUGCUGUCAAUGAGAGCGUGUUGAUGGAAAACCUGGAGAUUUUCAGAAAAAAUGGAUUUGAUUUUGUCAUCAAUGAAGGAGCACCUGUAACCCAAAGAGUAAAGCUCAUUUCGUUGCCAACAAGCAAAAAUUGGACUUUUGGCCCCCAAGAUAUAGAGGAGCUGAUUUUCAUGUUGAGUGAUUGCCCUGGGGUGAUGUGCAGACCUUCCCGAGUGAGGCAGAUGUUUGCUUCUCGAGCGUGUAGGAAGUCAAUCAUGAUUGGAACAGCGCUGGAUAUAAAGGAGAUGAAGAAACUGGUCACCCACAUGGGUGAGAUUGAGCACCCUUGGAACUGUCCGCAUGGAAGGCCGACCAUAAGGCAUAUAGCCAACCUGGAUAUGGUUUCACAAGAAUAGCAAGCCUUUCAUCUGCCUUCUAAAAACCCAAACAUUUACUUCAUUGUGACUAAUUUUGGAAUUCUCUUUGAUCAUGAACUUGUCCCCAAGGCUAAAGCUUUUAAACCUCAAUUUUGUGUAGCUAAUUUUUUAAAAAAUCCGCUUGAUUAUGAAGGCAGCCGUAUCCUGUAAUGGUGUGUGUGACAGUGGUGUGUGUGAAAGAUCAAUGUUCUGUUCCCUGGUCUUCUCAGCAGUGUGCCAACAUAGCCACAGAAUCUUCAGAUCCAGGUCUCUGUGGCACAGGGCCCCCAGUUCAGCUCAAAGUCUUACCCGUUGCAUCAGCGUAAAAGAGCUUUUAUUCAUGUCCCUCUGCAAGAGUACAGACCCUUUGCUUCUCUUUGUUCCCAUUUUGCUGGGUCCAGGACCAGCUCAAGCUAUAUUGCAGCAUUUUGUGAAGAUUUAAUUUUACUGCCUUCAUUUCAUAUUAUUUUGUACUGAAGAUGUUGGGAGGAUGAGGGGCUGUGAGCUUUCUUCCCCAGUUCCGCUUCCUUUUCCUCUUUGACAUGAAUGAAUGCCGUGAGAAGGAGCUGCAGUUGGUAAAGGGUGGGGGGAUAUGUGCUGCUCCAUCCCAAAAUUCUGGAGUGGGGGGGACACCGCUGCACUCUGCUUUUGAAGGCUUUCUAGGUUCUGACAAAUUCUGACAACUCAACCUGUUGAGCAUGGACCAGCUGUAAAAGACAGAUCCAUUUGCCUUCUAGACUGGAGACAGUCCAGUGCAGUAGAUAACAAGAUGUAAGUUGUAAGUUGUCUCCUAUCAAAUCAUCUGUACUGGAAAUGACUUGUAAAUUAAUCCUUGUCAUGUAGAUAGUCUUGUCUAUGUGG